This is a messenger RNA of Micromonas commoda, 1018 nucleotides long. RefSeq lists its product with no specific name. The transcript has a single exon. Gene Ontology annotation, biological process: proteasome-mediated ubiquitin-dependent protein catabolic process. Gene Ontology annotation, cellular component: proteasome core complex; proteasome core complex, alpha-subunit complex; nucleus. NCBI's taxonomy places the organism in Eukaryota, Viridiplantae, Chlorophyta, Mamiellophyceae, Mamiellales, Mamiellaceae. Bases 227 to 943 code for a protein of 238 amino acids. The record is from RefSeq and is a predicted model, not a curated record.
UCGCCCGUCGAGCACAACUCGCGGUUCACGAUCGACCGGUUCGGUUCGAACGCGCAUAGACGCGUAGUGCGAGAGAGUCCGGAGACGCGGUUCACGCCUCCAGGUCGGGACAGAAGCAGAGCGGACGGGUCAGAUCGGCUCGUCAGAUCUCCCUAGGUUUAGAGAGAAGUUUUCGAGUGUGUUGGGAGUCAACCUCUGUCGGGUCGGGUGAACACAGGCAGGCACCAUGUUCAUGACACGCAGCGAGUAUGACCGCGGGGUGACCACGUUCUCCCCCGAGGGUCGCCUGUUUCAGGUGGAGUACGCCAUCGAGGCGAUCAAGCUGGGCAGCACCGCGAUCGCGAUCCUGACGAAGGAGGGGAUCGUGCUGGCGGUGGAGAGGCGCACGCAGUCUCCGCUCAUGGUGCCGUCGAGCUUGGACAAGAUCAUGGAGAUCGACUCUCACGUGGCGUGUGCGGUGAGCGGUCUGACCGCCGACGCGCAGAGCAUGGUCGAGCACGGACGGGUGCAGGCGCAGAACCACUACUUCACCUACAACGAAUCGAUGCCCGUCCGGUCGCUGACGCAGUCGCUCUGCGCUCUCAGCGCCAACUUCGGGACGGACGACGAGGACAGCAUGUCCCGACCCUUCGGCGUCGCGCUCCUCGUCGCGGGUCACGACGUCGACAACGGCUACCAGCUGUACCACACCGACCCAUCCGGUACCUGGACCGCGUACAAGGCGAAGGCGAUUGGCAGCGGCAGCGAGGGAGCGCAAACCACGCUGCAGGAGGAGUACAAGGACGACAUGACCCUGAAGGAGGCUGAGAACCUGGCGCUGUCCACGCUAAAGGCUGUCAUGGAGGAGAAGGUGAGCACUGCCAACGUGGACAUGGCGUCCGUCGCGCCAAAGUACGAGAUCUACUCGAAGGACCGCAUCAAGGAGAUCAUCGAGAGACUGUGAGUGCUCUGAUUGUCUGCUGAGAGGCGGAGUCCUUUUUAAAUCUCAACCUCAUCUUGUGAUACAACUUUUGAUACU